AUGUCUGGCUUUGAGGUCGUCGGAGUUAUUUUGGGCGUCUUGCCGCUUGUGCUGAAGGCUGGAAAAGAGCUCUAUCUAGGCGGCGGACUGCUCAAAGAUUGGUGGCGGUACGAGCAGACAUUUAACGACUUCAUCAACGACAUCGAUUAUGAAUACUACAGGCUUGAAGCUCUUGUUAGAACCCUCUUGAAUCCGCUUCCGAUACCAGAUGACAGGAUCGAGCUGCUCUUGCAGGCCAACGGAGAAUGUUGGAUGGAUUCCACGCUGCAGCAGGAACUCCGCGAACGACUGGGGGAUAAUUACAUCCGUUUCAUGCAGACUUUGGAGGAUCUGAAAUUCGUGGUGUUUGAGAUGAUUGAGAUCCUACCGAUCGAAGAUGGAAAGGUCAACAUGGUCAACAAAAGUAAAUUGCGCAGGGAACUUGACCGAAUCCAUCAUGUUCUGUCAAGGCGCAAGCCAGAGCUCUUAUCACAAAUGAAGAAGAAUAACGACAGACUCAAGGAGAUCCUGGAGAUCGGGGUUAUCCGCUCGGCCUAUAGCAGGAACCCAAACGUCUCCAACAAAACAAUCGCCACGUCAAGGAAGCUCAAGGCUUUAGCAGCCCGGCGAAAUCAAGUCAAAGCUCUUCACGGCGCUUUGGAGCGGUCCCUGCAAUGCGACCACACCCAUAGCCAUAGACUUGGGAUCUCCCUACAAUCUAUUCAAGGUACCAAAAAUGACUUGGACUCCAUCGCACACAAGCUCCUCUUACGUGAAUCUCCGCCGAUGAUUUGCAAAGCCCAGACACACUCCACGGAAGAUACACCAGCAACCGAGACAAAGUCUCCAUCAUUUGCAAACAACAUCCUUGAAAUAAAGCAGCAGAACAUGAUGAAGAAGGCGACCGGAGCCAAGAGCUAUAAAACCAUCAAAAAGGGCCUAGGUUCGAUCUUUAAAGUUGUCAACUUAAAAGUCCGUGCCUCCGAAGAGCCCAACAUCCAAGGAAUCCCCAAUCCAAAACAUAGAGUAGACAAGGGGGUCCGCUUCCAACCUCCACAGAGACGUUGCUCAAUCUCACUCUCUAGAUACCCAUUAAUAAAGGAUCUUUGUGCUAGCAUUCAUUCCAACUCUGCGGAGCCUUUUGCGGGAUACUUCUCGAUGGAGGCUCAGACAAGCUUGAUACUUUCCCAAGAGAAGGACGACUUAACACCACACGAGACAUUGAGUCUUGCGGAGGUCAUGUCUGGCGAACUUCCUCCCAAGUCGCAGAGGUUUCAACUAGCUCAUUUGUUGGUCAGUUCUCUCCCUGAGCUUCAAGGAACAAAUUCGUGGAUUGGUGGUCGUUGGAGCCUGGAGCAUAUCCUUAUCAAGAAACAAACUGAAUUCGGGACCAUCAACACAAACGGGGGAUUCUUCAUCCGCGAGUAUUUACAUCAACAACACGGGGCCCAAACCACAAAGUUCCUUGGCACAAAACAAAGUCUUUUUUGCCUAGGAGUCGUUCUCUUAGAGCUUUCAUUUGGCCAGAAACUUGAAUCGCACCCCCUCCGCCGGAUGUUUCUCGAUAACGGCCGGCCAAACGAUUUCACGGACCUUUGUACAGCCAAAAAAUGGCAGGAGAAGGUGGAAGAAGAAUUCGGAUAUGACCUUGCAGAAGCUAUUCGUCAUUGUAUCGAUAGUGAUCUGGGGCCGACGCCUGACUUUGACGAUGAUGAGUUUCUGGACUGUGUUAUUACAUACGUUGUUGAGCCUGUGCAGACUUUUGCCUCGUUAUGGGUGCGUUAG
This is a messenger RNA of Aspergillus melleus, 1764 nucleotides long. RefSeq lists its product as uncharacterized. NCBI's taxonomy places the organism in Eukaryota, Fungi, Ascomycota, Eurotiomycetes, Eurotiales, Aspergillaceae. Bases 1 to 1764 code for a protein of 587 amino acids. The transcript is spliced from 2 exons. The record is from RefSeq and is a predicted model, not a curated record.